This is a messenger RNA of Dromaius novaehollandiae (emu), 3411 nucleotides long. RefSeq names its product deltex E3 ubiquitin ligase 3L (gene DTX3L). The coding region runs from base 46 to 2295 and encodes 749 amino acids. Gene Ontology annotation, cellular component: nucleoplasm. The record is from RefSeq and is a predicted model, not a curated record. Lineage: Eukaryota; Metazoa; Chordata; Aves; Casuariiformes; Dromaiidae. Gene Ontology annotation, biological process: Notch signaling pathway; protein ubiquitination. The transcript has 5 exons. Gene Ontology annotation, molecular function: ubiquitin protein ligase activity.
GUAAGGGUAACACCAUCUGUGCAAAAGAUUGCAUGAUAUUUCCUGAUGCUGAAAACGCUGUUCAGAGGUGACCUCACAGUGACCGAGCUGCCCCAGCCGAAGCUACCCACAUCUUUGCGUAGCUCACGCGGAUCUGGGGAGAAGCCGGGCAAUUCCGCCUGUUCCCGAGAACUACACCAGAAGGCAGUGCCUAAAAAGCUGCGCCAACUUCUUCCACGCGGCGCAGAGCACAGCUACAAGAAGAAUGUGGAAGCCCGCAAACACCACGUCUUGGAAGUGGGCGGCAGCAGCCUGCAGAUAAUCAUCGAGGCAGAGGAAGGGGACCCGAGCGACAGCCAGCGCGCAGCGCUCGCCUCCCCGCACCGCUUCUCCCCACCUCCGAGAGGGGCCGGGAAGCAGCAGGCGGCCGAAGGCUAUGGGGGCACCGCGGCCGAAGGCUAUGGGGGCACCGCGGCCGAGGUCAUCACCAGAAAGAUUUUUCUUACAGUAUCUGCAACUUUGAAUACCAGUAUGUUCACUGAACAGCAAAGGGAGAAAAUUACCAUGAUAUGUCCGAAUUUAAGAAGAGAAAGAAGUCCUGGUAUUGAUGGCUCGGAGACACUGACAGGAGACUAUGCAGAUAUUGAAAAAGUGUACCACUACUUUAAGGAUCUCAUUGCAGGCAAUGACCAAUGCCAUGGUCUUUCACAUUCUGAAAGUAAGAGUGAUUUGGGAGGUGAGAAUGGUCUGAAUACUGAAGAAAUGCUUCAGGUUCCAUCAGCUCUCUAUGAAUACUACAGUCAUGCCUGCAAAGAACAAAUUAAAGAGCUAUAUGAAUGUUUUGGAGUGGAUAUAAAAAGUAAAGAUGGUGACGGUGGAAACACAUCAGUAUGCUUCACUUCCGAUACAAGCCCCACAUCAAUAGAGACAGCUAAAGAGCAUUUUAUCAGGACUUUUCGGAAAAGUAUAGAAGAUCUGAAACAGGAAAAAAUUUCCUUAACAAACAGUAACUGGCUAAAUGAGACAAUAAUGGAAUUAAAUGCUAGGUUUAGUAAUCUUCUUGCCAAACAGGAAGGGAAUGAAUUGCUACUCCGUGGUCCGGAAAGUGAGAUUUUGGCUGCCAAAAAAUUUCUAGCAGAGGAAAGUAAGAAUAGCCAAGCUGAAAAGAAUGUGAAUAUAUCAUCUGAACUUUAUAAAUACAGGAAUGGAAUUGAAGUUGAUGCUUCUGAGUUUAAAGUGUUGGAAGCAAUAUUAAGUAAAGAAAUUGAAGACAUUAAACACAAUUUUGAUACUGUGGUGGAAAAGAGUUCACAUGGGCAGAAGAUGGUCAUCAUAUUUAAGCCUAGGAUCAAAAUUUUUGAUAUGUCUUCACACGCCACUGAAAGUUUCAUCAAUGCAUAUCAGAAAGCCUCAGCAAUGCUAAGAGAAAAAGUCAUCAGCUGGAAGCUUUCAGAAGAUCAUAAAAGAAGAUUAAAUAUGCUUGUUGAUGGAAAACAAUUGGAAAAUAUGCAUAUAAAACUUGAGAAGAAGGAAGACAAACUUGUUUUAAGUGGUUUACCAAACCAUCUUUGUGCUGUUGAAAAGCACAUGAGCCUUCUUGAUGCUGAAGACUCUGCACAAGCUAAAAAUAGAACAGCACUGGCUUCUGAUCUCAGCCCUCAAGAAGCUUCAAGAGUGUCUGAGAUGAAAUACAGUAGUAGGCAAAAGAAUAAUUUUUCUUCCAAAGAACAGGCUAAGCCAAAGACAGAGGAUGAAGAACAGGAAAAAGAUAUGUGUCCCAUUUGCAGGGAUAGCUUUAAAGAUAAAGAAGUACUGACAAAGUGCAAACAUGCAUUUUGCAGAAGUUGCAUCCAAGAGGCAAUGACUUACAAGAAAGCCUGUCCCGUUUGUAAUACCUGCUACGGACUUAUGCAAGGAGAUCAACCAGAAGGAAAAAUGUCAUUUAAAGUGAUUCGAGCAGAACUCCCUGGUUAUCCCAGAUGUAAUACUAUUGAGAUUACAUAUAUUAUGAAUGGUGGUAUUCAAACUAACAACCAUCCAAACCCAGGGAAACAUUAUCUUGGAACCUCUCGAAAAGCAUAUUUACCUGACAAUAAGGAAGGACAAGAAAUUCUGCAUCUCCUUAGAAAAGCCUUUGACCAAAAAUUGAUUUUCACAGUGGGGCAGUCACGUACUACCGGUGCACAAGGUGUUAUCACAUGGAAUGACAUUCAUCAUAAAACACAAACGCAUGGAGGACCUACAAAUUUUGGUUACCCUGAUCCUACUUAUCUGCAGCGGGUUCGAUCAGAACUGAAAGCAAGAGGAAUUGAAUAAAGAAUCCUAUCAACUAUCUGCCUUCAAGUGUAAUAACUGAACAUACAGCAAUUAAUCUAGUACUUAAGGACUGAGAAGAAAGAAGUUACUUUGUUCAGCUGCCAUACUUCCUUUGUAAAACUGCCAUAAGUAUUUGUAUUUCACAGUCAGCUAAAGAAAUCUGUUUUGAUCACAAGAUACAUGUCCUUUUUACAAACCUUUCACUAAGUUGAAUCAUGCUUUCUUAUAUGAGUAACUUAGAGAAUUUGGGUCUUCUGAGUGCAGCAUCAGUAUUUGUUGAUGUUCUUUUAUUAUUUCACGAUUGUUCAGCAUUGAUUCACUAAUUGAUAGAAUUUAAGGAAACUGAAACUUUACAAAUAUGCAUUGAAUUCGGCAAAAACUUUGGCUGCAAAUGCAGAAAAAGAUACUUGGAAAACUUAAGACAUGCUUCAUCUUUUUCCAGUGAAAAUGCUUCAGAAGGUGCAAAACAAUUUCUAGAUUAGAUUACUCAUUUUUAAUUGUAAUUGCCAUUUUAAAAUUACCCAUUUUUUUUAGGAAAGAGGUUAAACUUGCUUAAUCUGAAACUAAAUAUCUCUGGUUGACAUAAAAUCAAAUAUCAAACUAUAUAUCUUUUUCUCAUUUUAGCUGUGGGUCUGAGGUUCACCGUUUAUUGUUGGCUUUUCUUUAAUCAAACACUUACUUCAGCUUUUACAGCUGUCAUCAUGGAUAGGAUCAUAUAACCAUCUGCUGGAAGAUGUUUAUGUAGCUGGUAUAGUAUCAGUUGUAUCAUGCUAAGAACUUUUGCUUCUUUCCAUUUUUGGCGAGAAAAUGCCAUUAGUGGUUUGGGUUUUAAAUGUGAAAUUAGCAUGGAUAAUGUUAUAUGAUAGGGUAUGGAGAUGCUGCUGGAUUUUUAACUCUGUGCAGAAAUGUUGAAUGCUCAAAGCCUCAUUGGAGCAAAUGGAAAGUAUCAGUGCCUAUGACCAGCUCUGUUAAUGGGGCCCUGGUUCUGAACCUUUCGUUGUGUUUAAGCUUAAAUGUAACUUUUAAGUCAACUUUGCAUGUAACAACACUAUAUUUUUCCUAUUGCUUUCAAUAUACUGUUUAAAUUUUAAUAUAAAAAUACUUGCUGCUACUCCA